CUGACAAAAAGAAGAGAGAAUUGCAUUUGGUAAAUGAAAGUGUUACCAAACGAACCUUAAACCUUGAUCGAUUUGUGAUCUCACGCACACGAACCUCUCUCACUCUCAAAACAAGAAACACUCAAAGAAGAAAGUGACACAGAGGAUUUACGAGUUCAGCUACUCGGGAUGAGUAAGCCUACGUCUCGGCUGGAUUCUGACCAGCAAUUCACUAUAUCAAUGGAGUUUCUCAAGCUUUUACACACACCGUUACAAGCUCAAGAUCAGAGGAAGAAGAAGAAGAUACAAUAUCAAUAUUGUUAUGUCUCCAUAUUCAACUGUCCCUAUCUUCCUGUCUGCAUUUCAUUUCAACGGCUACCAAUAUCUACGUACAGUGAUGUCUUCACUGCAAACACCUUGAACGAAGAGAGAUGCAAAGAGUUGAAGAUGGGUACUUACCUAUCUGUUGCUGCUGCCUCGGCGAAUCCCCAUCAUUUCAUCCACCUUGUCUAUAAACCUGCCAGUGGCUCUGCUAGGACUUGUACUGGUUACCAAGAUGUUUUGUUGGGGUUACUUGAUAUUUUCUUUGAUGCUUCUCUUGCCAUUUUUAACGCUCUUUUUGGCUUGAGCGUUAACUUUUGGAUGAAAAUUAGCAUGAGGUUUCUCCUUGGGAAUUGGCCUCUCAUGUCAUCUAUCAUUGUGUAUUGUAUUCUGUGUCUACAUGAGACAGCAUACUCCGAGAUAUUUGCACUAUGGGCCAACAGUCCAAGAAGAUAUGGAGGUCUCGGCAUAUUCUUCUUUCAAGUUUUUGUUUAUCCUUUAGCCAAGAGACUGCUAGGACCUGUGCUGGUAACUCAUUUUGCUGAGGCACUGAUGAGUGAUGAUACCAAUACAAGCGGCUUAUCCAUUAUAGCAAAUUUAUCAAAUCUCAGUCUAAGCUUGAUGUUAAGUUGUCCAUCAAUCCUCCUAAAUGUGCUAAGUUACAGAACAGAUCCUAGCAGUCUUUGUGUCUAUAGAAUCUCAUAUGGUGUUCCUCGUCCUGAAUGUGAUAGUCCUGGUCUAAGUAGCUCUCAGGUUCAAGCCAUUUCUAACCACGUCUCAAAGGUGAAAUCUGACAAGGUUAUUGACUACAUCAAGAGGGAAUACAACAUCAAGGACAAAUGGGAGAGAGAAGAGUUCCUGAGAUUUUGCCAAAGAGUGGAAUGCACCAUUAGAGCUUGGUACCACCUUCACUUUGAGGAUCUUAUGCAACUGUAUUCACUCUUCGAGCCCGUCCGUGGUGCACACAGGCUUAACCAACAGAAUUUAUCUACUCGUGAAAUCGAUGCUCUUGAAGAUCAGUUUCUUCUUCAUUUAUUCCAGGUCAUGGAGAAGAGCAACUUCAAAGUGAUAACUAAUGAAGAAAUACAAGUAGCCCUCUCUGCUCAAUAUCGUCUCAAUCUUCCUAUUGUUGUUAAUGAAGCUAAGCUUGAUACAAAGUUGUUAACAAGAUACUUCUCCAAGUUUCCGCGUGAUGAUCUUCCUCAUUUCGCUGAUAAGUAUAUAAUAUUCAGACGUGGGUUUGGGAUAGAUCAUAUGAAAGCUUACUUCUUCCUAGCCAAAAUAGAUACAAUCCUUGUCCGUAUUUGGCACUUUCUACUCACCAUCACAUGUUUAAAAAGACUUGUUUAUGGGAAGAAGAAUGAUGUAGGGUUGUCAGAGCAGAUUGAUAUUAGUAUUGAAACAGAGAAGGAUAGUUUAUACAUCGAAAGAAUCCGCAUAGAGAAGCUCAAGCUCAGUCUCUCCAACUUGAUGAAAAAGAUAACCAUCCAAGAGCCAACCUUUGAGAGAAUCAUUGUAGUAUACAGGAGAGUCUCAGGGAAGAAGGAAUCAGAAAGGAACAUAUAUGUGAAACACUUUAAGACCAUUCCAAUGGCUGAUAUGGAAAUUGUGCUUCCAGAGAAGAAGAAUCCAGGUCUUACGCCACUGGACUGGGUCAAGUUUCUUGUCUCUGCUGCCAUUGGACUGGUCACAGUGGUAAGUUCAGUGAGCCUCAAAAAAGCUGAUAUCAGAGUCAUUGCAGCCAUACUUAGCACAGUCGUUGCCUACUGCGUUAAAACAUAUUUCACGUUUCAAAGAAACUUGGUAGAUUAUCAAAGUCUUAUAACAAGAUCUGUGUAUGAUAAGCAGCUAGACAGUGGAAGAGGUACUCUGCUUCACUUGUGUGAUGAAGUCAUCCAACAAGAGGUUAAAGAGGUCAUCAUUUCGUUUUUCAUGCUGAUCAAGAAAGGGUGUCCCACAAGCAAGGAGGAGCUUGACAUGAAAAGUGAAGCAUUCAUCAAAGAAGAAUUUAACGAAAGCUGCAAUUUCGACGUGGAUGAUGCUAUCACAAAGCUUGAGAAGCUUGGACUUGUAUCUCGUGAUUCAGAAGACAAGUAUAGAUGCGUGGAAAUGAAGGAAGCAAACGAGAUAAUGGGGACAACUACGGAAGAGAUGGUACUCAAGGCAAGACAAGGUGGAGAAUAUGAAGACGAGGAUACAACAGCGACAGAGCCUCAAAUGAAUCCUCAAGAUAAACUUACAGCAAAGGAGGAACGUUUUCAAUCUCGGUAUGAUGAGUUUGAGACCUUGUGGAUGUAA
Molecule: messenger RNA, 2598 nt
Organism: Arabidopsis thaliana (thale cress)
Lineage: Eukaryota; Viridiplantae; Streptophyta; Magnoliopsida; Brassicales; Brassicaceae
Product: aminopeptidase
Exons: 22
Coding region: 169-2598 (809 amino acids)
Source: RefSeq, marked reviewed